Molecule: messenger RNA, 690 nt
Organism: Arabidopsis thaliana (thale cress)
Lineage: Eukaryota; Viridiplantae; Streptophyta; Magnoliopsida; Brassicales; Brassicaceae
Gene: hda17
Product: histone deacetylase 17
Exons: 6
Coding region: 1-477 (158 amino acids)
Biological process (GO): chromatin remodeling
Cellular component (GO): nucleus
Molecular function (GO): histone deacetylase activity, hydrolytic mechanism
Source: RefSeq, marked reviewed
AUGGCUUUCUCUAUGCUUUUCACAGGACAUGCUGAAUGUGUUAAAUUCGUGAAGAAGUUCAAUCUUCCCUUACUGGUUACAGGAGGUGGAGGAUACACAAAGGAGAAUGUAGCUCGUUGUUGGACCGUUGAGACUGGCAUUCUUUUGGAUACAGAACUUCCUAAUGAGAUUUCUGAAAACGACUACAUAAAGUAUUUUGCGCCGGAUUUUUCUUUGAAGAUACCGGGUGGUCACAUUGAGAAUCUUAAUACCAAAUCAUACAUCAGUUCCAUCAAAGUGCAGAUUUUGGAGAAUUUGCGAUACAUUCAACACGCUCCAAGCGUACAGAUGCAGGAGGUUCCACCGGAUUUCUACAUACCGGAUUUUGAUGAAGACGAACAAAAUCCGGAUGUACGUGUGGAUCAGCGUUCACGGGAUAAGCAGAUCCAGAGGGAUGAUGAAUAUUUCGAUGGAGACAACGAUAACGAUGCAUCGUAAAACAUCGAUUCUUAGAAAUUGUUGGUUAAUUUUUUUUGUUUAGUUAUGAGAUUUGUAAUGAUAUCAACACUUUAACGGCUAUGGGGCACCAAAACCACUUCUGAUUGAUUCCAUCUUCUUCAUGUUUUCGUCUUGGUGUAUAUGAAUGAAGCUUUUUGGUUCACUUUCUCAUCAUUGUGACUUAUAUAGUGAUCAAAUUCGUUACAUAUUGUA